UGGGUAAAUCAUAGGUGAACUGUAGUUGCUCCCACUUAAAUCUCAGACAGAAUGAAGUUCCUUGUGGUUUGUGUUCUCGCUGCCCUCGUCCUGUGCCAGGUAUCCUCGGCUUUUAAGAUAAGACGGGUUAUCUAUGUAGUGCCAGCAACUACAGCUAGCCCAACCACCACAACCACCACUGAUGCAACAGCAGCCAAAUCAACAACGACGACAGCCGCUCCAGUGGUGAUCCAGCAGAUUGUGUACUGCACCUGGAAGAACAACUGGUGCCGACCCACCUCCUACACCGGAGGCAACUGCAAGUGGGGCCUCUGCAAGUUCACCGGAUGAAUAAACCUCCUCCUCCUUGAUGUUAAAUAAUAAAAAAAAGAUAUUGUAGCACAAA
Molecule: messenger RNA, 385 nt
Organism: Drosophila bipectinata
Lineage: Eukaryota; Metazoa; Arthropoda; Insecta; Diptera; Drosophilidae
Source: RefSeq, a predicted model, not a curated record